AUGUCUGCUGCUACCACCAACUCCACCGCCCCCACCACUACCGCCCCUACGAACGGGGCUACCACCGGUACCGGCUCUACUUCCAUCACCCAGGGUGUCAAGGAUUUCUUCAAGGGUUCUCACAAGGCCGACAGCACUGAGGUUUGCACCGAGCACGCUCCCGAAAUUGUCCAGGAGCACGUUCGUCCCCAAGAGCACACCCAGACCGCUGAGGCCAUCGACCGUGAAAGGCAUGUCCACCACCACCAGCACCGAAUCCAGCCCAUCGAGCACAAGGUCGCCCUUGACCCCAAGCAUGUUCACGUCACCGGUGCCCCUGUUGUCCGUGAGCACAAGGAAGACAUGCUCCCCGAGCACCAGGAGACUCUCCACGCCCAGAGGACUUUGCACACCAACCAGCAGACUACCGGUGACAUCGAGAAGUCUCAUGCCCACAUCGGUACUCACGUCAACACUCACGAGCACCACCACAUUCACGAGACUAUCCAGCCGGUGAUCCAGAGGGAGACUGUUCAGCCCACCGUCGUCCACCACACCGCCGCCAUCCACGAGAAGGUCCACGAAGCGCCCAUCGUUCACGAGGUCACCACUCUCCCCUCUAUCGGCCACGACCAGUUCUUGAAGCUCAAGGAAGGUCUCUCCGGUGCUACCCACUCCGACAAGUCUCACUCUCACCAGCAUUACGAGGGUGCUCCUCGAGUCGGCGGCCACACCUCUCAAACUGGUACCACUUCCUCUGCCGCCCCUUCGACCACUCAGGGCGCCACCACCACCAUCUGA
This is a messenger RNA of Cryptococcus wingfieldii CBS 7118, 780 nucleotides long. Its product is annotated as allergen. The transcript is spliced from 5 exons. Bases 1 to 780 code for a protein of 259 amino acids. The record is from RefSeq and is a predicted model, not a curated record. NCBI's taxonomy places the organism in Eukaryota, Fungi, Basidiomycota, Tremellomycetes, Tremellales, Cryptococcaceae.